Nothobranchius furzeri (turquoise killifish) is the source of this 856-nucleotide messenger RNA. NCBI's taxonomy places the organism in Eukaryota, Metazoa, Chordata, Actinopteri, Cyprinodontiformes, Nothobranchiidae. The record is from RefSeq and is a predicted model, not a curated record.
AACAUGGGACAAGAAAAUACGGGACAAGAAACUACGGGGCAAGAGGACUCUCAGAUAUCCAUGUAAAUUUUGUGGGAAAUCCUUUAGCUACAAGAGUUUUUUAAUUCGUCACAUGAGAACUCACACCGGUGAGAAACCAUUUAUAUGUGGAACUUGUAGUAAAGGUUUUGUCAGCAGUAGUAAUUUAAUUAAUCACAUGAGAGUUCACACAGGAGAGAAACCCUAUCCAUGUGAAAUUUGUGGAAAGUGUUUCUCUUGGAGUAGUGCCUUGACCGAUCACAUGAGAACUCACACAGGUGAGAAACCGUAUUCAUGUAAAACUUGUGGUAGGUGUUUCUCUAGGAGUAGCCACGUGACUAAUCACAUGAAAACUGUACACAAGUGAGGAGUCUUCCAUGUUUCACCUGGAUAGCGAGAUUCAGCAAAACAUUUUCUUUAAGUUCUCGUGAAAAUUUACACUUGGGUUUUUUAUUCAUGAAAUGUGUUUGCUAAAUGUUUUUCCUUACAAAAGUAACCUGAUAGCCUGGCAAGCCAUCCAUGGACGUAAUUUUCACUUUAGAAGUGGGGGGGGACACGUGUGUGUGUGUGUGUGUGUGUGUGUGUGUGUGUGGGGGGGGGGGGGGUCUUUACAGUAUGUUCUAAUGGGAAACAGGCUUCAACACAAAUGGUUGUUUUCUGCUUGGUCCUAGAGCUCAACCAGUGCCAAUUUAAUAUAAAGUAUUGGUAAAAAGUGCAGGGGUGAAAACUUGACUUUGGAGAAAGUGGGGGGGACAUGUCCCCCCUGUCCCCCCCCCCAAAAUUACAUCCAUGAAGCCAUCCUAUAAAUGUAAAUAUAUAGUGUAGCCACGACCCAUAG